Messenger RNA from Equus quagga, 978 nucleotides. Its product is annotated as olfactory receptor 7A17-like. The record is from RefSeq and is a predicted model, not a curated record. Gene Ontology annotation, molecular function: G protein-coupled receptor activity; olfactory receptor activity. Gene Ontology annotation, cellular component: membrane. Gene Ontology annotation, biological process: G protein-coupled receptor signaling pathway. NCBI's taxonomy places the organism in Eukaryota, Metazoa, Chordata, Mammalia, Perissodactyla, Equidae.
AUGGAAGCAGGAAAUAACACACAAAUUUCAGAAUUUCUCAGUCUAGGAUUAUCAAAGGAAGCAGAACUGAAGCCUCUCAUAUUUGGGUUUUUCCUCUCCAUGUACCUGAUCACCGUGUUUGGAAAUCUGCUCAUCAUCUUGGCUGUCAGCUCAGACUCCCACCUCCACACACCCAUGUACUUCUUCCUCUCCAACCUGUCCUUUUUGGGCAUCUGUUUCACCUCCACCACCAUCCCAAAGAUGCUCCUGAACAUCCAGACUCAGAGCAAAGUUAUAACCUAUGAAGGCUGCAUCACCCAGAUGUAUUUUUUCAUGCUGUUUGUAGUGUUGGACACCUUCCUUCUGACAGUAAUGGCCUAUGACCACUUCGUAGCCAUCUGCUACCCCCUGCACUACCCAGUUGUCAUGAACCCAGUUCUCUGUGCACUGCUGCUUCUAGUGUCCUGGAUCAAGAGUGCCCUGAAUUCCCUGUUACAGAGUUUAAUGCUUUUGUGGCUUUCUUUCUGUACCGACUUGGAAAUCCCCCACUUUUUCUGUGAAAUCAAACAAGUGAUCCAACUUGCCUGUUCUGACACCAUUCUCAAUGACACAGUGAUGUGUUUUUCAGCAGUGCUGCUGGGUGGUGGUUCCCUGGCUGGUAUCCUUUACUCAUACUGUAAGAUAGUUUCCUCCAUAUGUGGAAUUUCAUCAGCUCAGGGGAAGUAUAAAGCAUUUUCCACCUGUGCUUCUCACCUCUCCAUUGUCUCCUUAUUUUAUUGUACAAGCUUAGGUCAAGCUUUAUUGUACCUCAGCUCUGCUGCUACCCACAGUUCACACUCCAGUGCAACAGCCUCAGUGAUGUACACUGUGCUCACCCCCAUGCUGAACCCCUUCAUCUACAGUCUGAGGAACAAAGAGAUAAAGAAGGCUCUGAAAAGAUUCUUUGGGAUGGCAGCUGCAAAAGGGUUAAUUGUCCUGGGGCUGAAGAAGCUUAUGUAA